Molecule: messenger RNA, 3160 nt
Organism: Impatiens glandulifera
Lineage: Eukaryota; Viridiplantae; Streptophyta; Magnoliopsida; Ericales; Balsaminaceae
Product: non-lysosomal glucosylceramidase
Exons: 20
Coding region: 165-3020 (951 amino acids)
Biological process (GO): carbohydrate metabolic process; glucosylceramide catabolic process
Cellular component (GO): membrane
Molecular function (GO): glucosylceramidase activity; beta-glucosidase activity
Source: RefSeq, a predicted model, not a curated record
AAGAUCGCAAGGAUCCAAGCAUCCGGCAAGAGAGGAAUAGUAAGGUAGUGAGACUUGAGAGAGAGAGAGAGCGCGCUAUAAGUAGUAUAGACUGCACUCGGUAGAGCAUCUCUCGAAGAUUGUUGAAUCCAUUUCUGUGUUUAGAUCAGAAGUCCACAGGUAAGAUGAUGGUAGAUGGUCUUCAUGAAGGGGGAAGUGAACAAUUGGGUUCCCAGGAUAAUGAUAAGGUUAAGGUUGAUCCUUCAAAACCUGCACCUCUAACUUGGCAUCGAAAGUUGAAUGCAUCAGACUCUGUCCCAGCACAAUUCAAUCUAACUGUGUCGGAAAUGAUUCAUAUGGCUCCUAUAGGUUAUCGAUUAUGGCGUCAUAUUCAGGAAGAAACAGCUAAAGGAAGGGAUACAAUAAUUAAUCCUUUUACGAAGCGUUACAUCACAUCAUGUCAUGGUGUUCCACUCGGCGGCAUUGGUGCAGGAAGCAUUGAGAGAAACUACAAAGGUGAAUUUCAGCGUUGGCAAUUAUUCCCUAGAAUAUGUGAAGAUGAGCCAGUUUUAGCCAACCAGUUUUCAGUUUUUGUUAAACGGUCUAAUGGUGAAAGGUUUUCAACUGUAUUGAGCCCAAGGACUCCAGACAUAUUGAAAGAAAAUUUGACUUCCAGCAUUGGAUCUUGGGACUGGAACCUGAAAGGAGAAAAUUCGACAUACCAUGCACUCUAUCCCCGGGCUUGGACGGUUUAUGAUGGCGAACCAGAUCCAUUGCUUAGAAUAGUAUGUCGGCAGAUUUCUCCAUUUAUACCCCACAAUUAUCAGGAGAGCAGCUUCCCUGCAACAGUCUUUACGUACACGCUAUUUAACAGUGGUGAGACAGAUGCCUAUACGACUCUACUUUUCACAUGGGCUAAUUCUGUUGGUGGAGCUUCUGGAUUGUCGGGUCAUCACUAUAAUUCCAGUUUCAGGAUGGAUGAUGGCACCCGAGGAGUACUCCUGCAUCACAGGAGUUCAAACGGAUUAUCCCCUAUAACAUUUGCAAUUGCAGCCCAAGAAACCAAUGGUGUUUCUGUUUCAGAAUGCCCUUGCUUCACCAUAGAAGGAAGCUCCAACUUCAUUUCAGCAAGAGAUUUGUGGCAAGAAGUUAAAAAGCACGGAUCUUUUGCACACAUUGAAUCUGCCGAUUCAUUGUCACCUUCAGAAGCAGGAUCAUCCAUAGGAGCAGCUGUUGCGGCUUCUAUAAUGGUUCCACCCAAUGAAUCACGCACCGUUUCAUUUUCAUUAGCAUGGGAUUGUCCUGAAGUGAGCUUCAAGAGUGGUAGAACUUAUUACAGGCGUUAUACAAAAUUCUACGGUAAACAAGGUGAUGCUGCAGCCAAAAUAGCGCACGACGCUCUUCUCGAACAUGGCGAGUGGGAGUCUCAAAUAGAAGCAUGGCAAAGGCCAAUUCUUGAAGACAAGAACCUCCCAGAAUGGUAUCCUAUCACUCUUUUCAAUGAGCUCUACUAUCUUAAUUCAGGAGGAACAAUUUGGACAGAUGGAUCUCUUCCUGUGCAUACAUUGGCAACCAUUGGUGAGAGGAAGAUCUCCAUUGAUAUGUCUAGCUUAGAUAUAGAAGAAUCUAGGAGUAAGGUCAACCAAAAUGACACUGCUGCUGAAAUUCUCUGGAGGAUGACUUCGGCUUUUGAAGAAAUUCAUACCCCAACGUCACUGAAUUCUGCUUUUGGAACAAAUCUUCUUCAAAAGGGAGAAGAGAACAUCGGGCAAUUCCUCUACCUGGAGGGAGUUGAAUAUCACAUGUGGAACACUUACGAUGUUCAUUUCUAUUCGUCGUUUUCACUAGUCAUGCUAUUCCCGAAACUCGAACUUAGCAUCCAGAGAGACUUUGCAGCGGCUGUGAUGAUGCACGAUCCUAGCAAGAUGCGACUUCUUAGCGAUGGAAAGUGGGUCACGAGGAAAGUUCUUGGCGCGGUCCCUCAUGACAUAGGAAUGGACGAUCCUUGGUUUGAAGUGAAUGCUUACAGUCUUUAUAAUACAGAUAGGUGGAAAGAUUUGAAUCCGAAAUUUGUGCUGCAAGUUUACAGGGACGUUGUUGCAACCGGUGACAAGAAAUUUGCUCAGGCAGUUUGGCCUUCAGUUUAUGUGGCCAUGGCUUUCAUGGACCAAUUUGACAAAGAUGGAGACGGGAUGAUAGAAAACGACGGUUUCCCUGAUCAAACAUACGAUACAUGGUCUGUUUCCGGGGUAAGUGCUUAUUGUGGUGGACUUUGGGUGGCAGCUCUGCAGGCAGCCUCGGCCCUGGCUCGCGAAGUGGGUGACUGUAAUGCCGAGGAUUACUUUUGGUCCAAGUAUGAGAAAGCAAAGAUUGUAUAUGGGAAGCUAUGGAAUGGUUCUUACUUCGACUAUGACAACAGUAACGGAACUGCAAGUUCGUCUAUUCAAGCUGAUCAAUUGGCGGGUCAUUGGUACGCUAGAGCAUGUGGUCUCCUGCCAGUUGUUGAUGAUAAGCAGGCAAAAAGUGCGCUAGAAAAGAUUUACAAUUUCAAUGUGUUGAAGGUAAAGGAAGGGAGUUUUGGAGCGGUAAAUGGAAUGCUACCAAACGGGGAGGUUGAUAUAUCAUCGAUGCAAUCGAGAGAAAUAUGGAGUGGGGUUACAUAUGGUGUUGCAGCUUCAAUGAUACAAGAAGAGAUGUUGGAAAUGGCAUUUAGGACUGCAAAAGGAGUGCAUGAAGCUGCAUGGUCAGAAGAGGGGCUCGGCUUUGCUUUCCAAACCCCGGAAGGAUGGAACACGGAUGGGAACUAUAGGUCACUGGCAUAUAUGCGACCUUUAGCCGUAUGGGCAAUGCAAUGGGCUCUCACAAGGCCAAAGCUUUUGAGGCAGGAAAAGACAUUAAAACAAGACAAGGAUAACUCCCUGUUUAGGCACCAUGCCGGAUUCAUUAGGGUGGCACGCCUGCUUAAGCUUCCGGAAGAGGAAGCUUCUACAAGCAUGAUGUGGUCUGCUUAUAGCUAUGCUCGCAAAAAGAUUGGGAUUUGAGAGAAAUCUCCAUUCGGAUGACAAUUCAAAAUAAUACUCAAUGAAGACAGAAAAAAAUAGUAUGAUUGGAUAAUAUUAUGAUGACAUUAUUAUAAUAUUAUGUUGUGAGCAACUAAGUCUAAAUACUAUUUAAUCUUAAU